AUGGAUAGUUGUAUAGGUAUUGUUGGUAAAGAUUUUGUAUUAAUGGCAGUUGACGGAAAUAGUGGAAGAGGGGUCAUUACAGUUCGGAAUGAUUUUAAUAAAAUAUAUCCUGUUCAAGGAAAUCGAUUAUUAACAAUUAUUGGAGAAGGUAAUGAUCGUCAAGUAUUAGCUGAUUUUGUUCAAAGAAAUAUUGCUCUUAAUUAUUAUCGAAAUGGAUUAAAAAGUACUACACAAUCAAUUGCCCAUUGGAUUAGAAGACAAGUAUCUGAUUCAUUACGUGAAGGUGGAUAUCAGUGUAGUAUGCUUCUUGGUGGUGUUGAUGAGAAACCAGAAUUAUUUAUGAUAGAUCAAUUUGGAACUUUAGUUCCUGAAACAUAUGCCUCACAUGGAAUUGGAAGUAAUUUUGUGUAUGCACUCUUAGAUAAAAAUUGGCACUCUGGCAUGGAAUUUGAAGAGGCUCUUGAAUUAAUGAAAAAAUGUAUUAAAGAAAUUCAAAAGAGAGUAAUUGUCUCUUCUUCUCAUUAUUGCAUUGAGGUUUGUUACAAGGACAAAACUGAAUUAAUUCAAGGCCCAGAAGUAUUUCCACCAGUAAAUUAA
Molecule: messenger RNA, 597 nt
Organism: Entamoeba dispar SAW760
Lineage: Eukaryota; Evosea; Mastigamoebida; Endamoebidae
Product: proteasome subunit beta type, putative
Exons: 1
Coding region: 1-597 (198 amino acids)
Biological process (GO): proteasomal protein catabolic process
Cellular component (GO): nucleus; cytosol; proteasome core complex, beta-subunit complex
Molecular function (GO): peptidase activity
Source: RefSeq, a predicted model, not a curated record